UAGAAAUGAUUAUUCCAGCUUGGUAGUUUGGGCCAAACAAAAAAGCCCAAUAUCAAUACUGGCCCGAAAUCGCCCAAACCCUAAAUAGAUUUCCCGUGUAGCAGCAGCUUUGAUUUUCAGCAUUUGUCUGUGACUAAGUUUUCAGUCUUGAAUAGCAAUGAAGGUUGUCGCAGCUUACCUGUUGGCCGUCCUCGGUGGCACCGCAUCUCCCUCAGCUGAGGAUGUGAAGGCCAUUUUGAGCUCUGUUGGGGCUGAUUGUGAUGAGGAAAGAAUUGAGCUGUUGUUGUCUCAAGUUGCUGGAAAAGAUAUCACUGAGUUGAUUGCUGCCGGGAGGGAAAAAUUGGCUUCAGUGCCUGCAGGUGGUGGUGGUGGUGUAGCUGUUUCCGCUGCUACUGGUGGUGCAGGCGGUGGUGCUGCACCUGCUGCUGCCGAGGCAAAGAAAGAAGAAAAGGUCGAAGAGAAAGAAGAGUCUGAUGAUGACAUGGGCUUCGGGCUCUUUGACUAGGAUUUGCAAAUGCAGAGAAUUUUUUCUGAUUUGUUUUUGGCACUGGAAUUUUGUAUCCGAAUAGUGUUCUUGGGGGGUUUAAGAUCUAUACUCUUUCAUGGUUUUGUUAUUUAUGUUUCCAUGCUCUUGCCAUUUUGGUGGCUUUUAGGAAGGAAAUUAACUUUAUUUUAAUGUUUUUGGCUUCCCAUUUGUAUCAGAUUUGCAGUGCAAUUGUGGAGUUGGAUAUGUUCUUUGGAAUA
Salvia hispanica is the source of this 744-nucleotide messenger RNA. RefSeq lists its product as uncharacterized. Gene Ontology annotation, biological process: translation; cytoplasmic translational elongation. Lineage: Eukaryota; Viridiplantae; Streptophyta; Magnoliopsida; Lamiales; Lamiaceae. The record is from RefSeq and is a predicted model, not a curated record. Gene Ontology annotation, molecular function: structural constituent of ribosome. Gene Ontology annotation, cellular component: ribosome; cytosolic large ribosomal subunit.